CAUAUGUGUAUACAUGCACAUGCAUUUCCUGUCAAACUUUUACAAUUAACCAGCCAGUUAGGUCAAUGCAUUCCAGUAAGGUAUCUCUGGCAAAAUAGAUAAGAUUCCAGUGGAGUGAAAUUCUCACUUUUUGACGUUCAGCAUUCGCAACAUGUUCAUUUGGUGUUUUCCAAUCAUCUUUUUCCUAUUAGUAAGCCAUACUGUUAGUGUUCCCAUACUACAUCAUGGCCGUUGUAAAGUGAAUGCAAAUAUUGGAUAUUGCCAGCAUCGUGAAAUAUGUUGGGAAAGUGACGUUGAGCUGGAUAGCUUCAGCCGUAGCCAAUGCUCAAGUAAUACACGAAAGGACCUGGUAUGCUGUCGACGUCAAUCACAGAAUAUUAGUUCAACUUUCCAUGUUUCAAAAUCCACUAAUAAUGAAUUGAUACCCCAGCCGGGUGUUUGUGGCGGUAGCCCUUUAAAUAAUCGCAUUUAUGCUGGUGAAAAAGUACACAUUCAAGAAUUUGGUUGGGCAGCUUUACUGUUUUAUUCGUAUGACGACACGGAAUACACCCCAAUGUGCGGUGGCUCUCUUAUCAAUAAACGAUGGAUUUUGACUGCGGCUCAUUGUGUAUUCCACCGGCAUGACGGUUCCGUUGUUAAUCAUAUUCGGGCGCGUUUGGGAGAAUGGGAUACGAGAAGCACUCCAGACUGCCAAGAGUUCUUGGUUGGUGAUAGAGUCUGUGCUCCGCCGCACAUAGAAUUAAAUAUCGACCUCAUUAAGGCACAUGAGCUAUAUGAACAUUCCAACUGGAUCAACGAUAUUGCAUUACUGCGACUUAAUCGUUCCGUGUACUAUACAGAUUAUGUGAUACCCAUUUGCCUGCCACCCGCAAAGCAAACUUAUGCAGACGAUUACGCUGGCUAUGCUAUGGACAUAGUGGGUUGGGGAAAAACUGCGGAAGCGCAGUUCAGCGGCAGUACGAUUAAAAUGAAGGCGUCUCUUGAUGUUAUCUCCACACCAGAUUGUGUACGAACGCAUAAAAAAUUAUUCUUUGGUCAAAUGUGUGCGGGUGGCCAAACACCGCAAAGCACCUGCAAAGGCGACUCCGGCGGUGCUCUGAUGCUGAUGAAUACAAGCUAUAGUAUCCCCACGUACUUUGCGAUAGGCAUCAUUUCACUUGGCCCGCAAUCCUGUGUUGGUAGCCGAUCACCCAAUAUUUUUACUAGAGUUGAGUUCUAUAUGCCUUGGGUAAUGGACACAAUGCAUGCCAAUUCUUAAGGUUAUG
Messenger RNA from Drosophila hydei, 1265 nucleotides. Its product is annotated as serine protease easter-like. Gene Ontology annotation, molecular function: serine-type endopeptidase activity. Gene Ontology annotation, biological process: proteolysis. NCBI's taxonomy places the organism in Eukaryota, Metazoa, Arthropoda, Insecta, Diptera, Drosophilidae. The record is from RefSeq and is a predicted model, not a curated record. The coding region runs from base 152 to 1258 and encodes 368 amino acids. The transcript is spliced from 4 exons.